Sebastes umbrosus (honeycomb rockfish) is the source of this 8822-nucleotide messenger RNA. RefSeq names its product ephrin type-A receptor 5. NCBI's taxonomy places the organism in Eukaryota, Metazoa, Chordata, Actinopteri, Perciformes, Sebastidae. Bases 212 to 3250 code for a protein of 1012 amino acids. Gene Ontology annotation, cellular component: neuron projection; plasma membrane. Gene Ontology annotation, biological process: cell surface receptor protein tyrosine kinase signaling pathway; protein phosphorylation; axon guidance. The transcript is spliced from 19 exons. Gene Ontology annotation, molecular function: transmembrane-ephrin receptor activity; protein binding; ATP binding. The record is from RefSeq and is a predicted model, not a curated record.
CAGCAGCAGCUCCAGCUCCUCACUGGCUUCCUCCUCUCUCUCUACCAGCCGCAGAACAUGAGCUCUCUUCUCUCCGAGCGGACGCAUAACGAUACAGAUGGUUUCAUUACGGCAACCCGCUUCAUGCUGACCGAAACUGCUGCUGCUGUUGUUUAGGAAACAAAUCUCCCACCUCCACUGUUACAAGGUGGUGCUUUUUUUUGGAUGCGCCAUGCAAUCUCGCCGGUGGAGUUGUGGCAUUCGGCUGGUGGCAUGGACGUGCGUUUGGAGUCUGGCGCUGCUCGGAGCGUGGUGCAUCCCAGCAAAUGAAGUGAACCUGCUGGAUUCCCGCUCUGUGAUGGGAGACCUAGGAUGGGUGGCCUAUCCUAAGAAUGGGUGGGAGGAGAUCGGGGAAGUCGACGAGGACUACGCUCCCAUCCACACCUACCAAGUGUGCCGGGUCAUGGAGCAGAACCAGAACAACUGGCUCCACACCAACUGGAUCCUGACCGAGGGCGCCCAGCGUGUCUUCAUCGAGCUCAAGUUCACCCUGAGGGACUGCAACAGCCUGCCCGGUGGGGUCGGGACCUGCAAGGAGACGUUUAAUAUGUAUUACUACGAAUAUAACGGCGAGGAGGAACUGGAGGACGGAGAGAUGAGAGACGGGACGGGGAUGACGGAGGAGGAGGACCGGGCGAUGAAAGAGAGCAGAUACAGCAAGAUCGACACCAUAGCCGCCGACGAGAGCUUCACCGAGCUGGACCUUGGGGACCGCGUGAUGAAGCUCAACACCGAAGUCCGCGAUUUAGGCCCCUUGACCCAGAAGGGCUUCUACCUGGCGUUUCAGGAUUUGGGGGCCUGCAUCGCUUUAGUCUCGGUGCGCGUUUUCUACAAACGCUGCCCGUUUCUGGUGAAGAGUUUGGCCGAGUUCCCCGACACCAUCCCGGGCUCGGAGGCCUCGCAGCUGGUGGAGGUGGUGGGCCGCUGCGUCAACAACUCCCUGCCUUUAUACGAGCCUCCCAGGAUGCAUUGCAGCACAGAGGGGGAAUGGCUGGUGCCGAUCGGGAAGUGCGUGUGCCAGCCGGGAUUUGAGGAAAUCAACGGAUCCUGUCAAGUCUGCAAAGUGGGGUUUUACCGCUCGCUGCUGGAGUCUUUGGCCUGCAGUAAAUGUCCACCCCACAGCGUGGCCAAGCAGACAGGAGCCACUGCUUGCAGUUGUGAGGACGGAUACUACAAGAUCGACUCCGACCCUCCUAAUAUGGCCUGCACACGCCCUCCUUCUGCUCCCCGCAACGCCAUCUCAAACGUCAACGAGACCAGCGUCUUCCUGGAGUGGUCCGUCCCCAUGGAAACGGGCGGCAGGAAGGACGUGCGCUACAACAUCCUGUGCAGACAGGUCCUGCCAGAGGGAAGGGGCUUGGAGGAAUGCGGCCCGAACGUGCGUUUUCUGCCGCGCCGCGUGGGCCUGUCGAACACCUCGGUCAUGGUGGCCGACCUGCAGUCGCACACCAACUACAGCUUCCUGCUGGAGGCUGUCAACGGGGUGUCGGAGCUGGCCAAAGACCACGCCAAGCAGUACGUGUCGCUUAACGUGACGACCAAUCAGGCAGCACCGUCCCCGGUGAGUGUGGUGAGAAAAGGUCUUACGGGGAAGAGCAGCAUCGCCCUUUCUUGGGCCGAGCCUGAUCGCCCCAACGGCAUCAUCCUGGAGUACGAGAUCAAGUAUUUUGAAAAGGAGCAGGACUCCAGUUACACCAUUAUAAAAUCCAAGGAGACUGAGAUGGUGGUGGAAGGCCUGAAGCCCUCCUCAGCCUACAUCUUCCAGGUGCGAGCCAGGACCUCGGCAGGCUAUGGCGCAUUCAGCCGGCGUUUUGAAUUCCAGACCAGCCCUUACUUGACUGCGACCAGUGAGCGCGCCCAAGCUUCCAUAGUAGCGGUGGCCAUCACGUUGGCUCUGGUCCUACUGGCGGUAGUCGCUGGAUUCCUGCUCAGUGGACGGCGGUGUGGUUACAGCAAAGCAAAGCAGGAUCCUGAGGAGGAGAAGAUGCACUUCCACAACGGUCACAUAAAGUUCCCGGGGGUGCGCACCUACAUUGACCCGCUCACCUAUGAAGAUCCCAACCAGGCGGUGCAUGAGUUUGCCCAGGAGAUCGACGUCUCGUUCAUCUCCAUAGAGAGGAUCAUCGGAGCUGGCGAGUUUGGCGAGGUGUGCAGCGGGCCGCUGAGGCUGCCGGGGAAAAGAGAGAUCCAGGUCGCCAUCAAGACCUUGAAAGCCGGCUACACGGAGCAGCAGAGACGCGACUUCCUGUGGGAGGCGUCGAUCAUGGGCCAGUUCAACCAUCCGAACAUCAUCCGUCUGGAGGGCGUAGUCACCAAGAGCAAGCCGGUGAUGAUCAUCACUGAAUACAUGGAGAAUGGAUCGCUGGAUACGUUUCUCAAGAAAAAUGAUGGUCAGUUUACUGUAAUCCAGCUGGUUGGUAUGCUGCGCGGCAUUGCGUCUGGCAUGAGAUACCUCUCCGACAUGGGCUAUGUCCACCGCGAUCUAGCAGCUCGUAACAUCCUGGUCAACAGCAACCUCGUGAGUAAGGUGUCUGAUUUCGGCCUGUCCCGAGUCCUGGAAGAUGACCCGGAGGCUGCGUACACUACGCGGGGCGGGAAGAUUCCUAUUCGCUGGACGGCUCCGGAGGCGAUCGCAUACAGGAAGUUCACCUCAGCCAGCGACGUGUGGAGUUACGGGAUCGUCAUGUGGGAGGUGAUGUCAUACGGAGAGAGACCGUACUGGGAGAUGUCCAAUCAAGAUGUAAUAAAGGCAAUAGAGGAGAGCUAUAGGUUGCCGGGUCCUAUGGACUGCCCUGAGGCUCUGUACCACCUAAUGAUGGACUGUUGGCAGCGAGAACGCAGCAACCGCCCCAAGUUUGAUGAGAUUGUCUGUCUACUGGACAAACUCAUUCGCAAUCCCAGCUCAUUAAAAAAGCUGGUCAACUCCUCACACAGGGUCUCCAACCUGUUAGUGGAGCAUGCCAGUGUAGAAGGGAGCUGCAGCACUCGGAGCCAGACCGUAGGGGAAUGGCUCGACUCCAUCAAGAUGGGUCGUUACACUGAGCUCUUCAUGGAAGGAGGUUACUCUACACUGGAGACGGUGGCUCAGAUGACAUCGGAGGAUUUGCGAAGAGUAGGAGUGAACCUGGCUGGGCAUCAAAAAAAAAUCAUCACUAGUAUUCAGGAGAUGAGAGUCCAUAUGAACAACACCAACUCUACCGUAAACAUCUGAUGCAUAUGUACAGGCACGCACACAAAUACACACAUAUGAACAUACACACAUUAAAUGGACCUAGUAUGUGACGAAAAGACUCGGAUUUGCUGUUGGACCUAGAGCAGCUUAGCACUUUCUACGGACAAAGAAACCCAGUGUUUUAUGGAUCUAAACUGGACGAUCCACAUUUUUGUGGUUCUUGCGUGUGGAGUUUGCUUGUGGUGUCCUUGGGGAUGUUUGACAUUGAAGCACUAAAACCAAACUGAACUGAGCUGAGCGGUGCUACAUGAAGGAAGGAAGACGGUGAGCUAAACUGAACUGAAGUGAAGUUCUUUCAUUCUAAUUAUUCCAUUUGUGUGAAUCUUGGGGAUUGUGAUAUCUCCUGUGCACUGUUUGGAUACUCUCAUAUCAAACGUGAAGCAUAGACCGCCGAUCUGGCUCUGAGAGCAACCAGCACUUUUUGGCUGUAUCACAAAUACGGGAGUUCCAUGCAGCGGGCUCGAACUGAACUUUUUCAGCCCGUCUCAGGUGAUCUGAACCCGGUGGAUCUGAACGGUUUCUCUGGCAAUUUUCUCUGGAAGUACAGCUCCCAUCACGAGUCAUUAAACUGAACACCAUUCUCAGGCGGGGGGAAAAAAAGUAAUAAUGGACCAAGAGCAACAUUUUCAUUAGUUUCAGUCCUUGCUUUGCCAUGCUGAUGUGCUUUGGACUUUGUUUUUCUGUCUUAGGCAGGUCUUCAUGCGACAAGAGUGCAGUUGUACAACCCAGCUGUACGGGUCAUGGAAGGUCCAGACUCAUUCAGCAUCAUAGACUUCAUUAUCUUCCAAAGCGAUGCACGACGAGAGUACAUAAUGCACCCUUCAUUGCUUAAAGAGGCUGAAAUUUAAAAUGUAACAAAGUCCGUGACAUGGAAAGCGUCUGAGUCUGGCUUUGUCCAGAAGAGUUUGGGUCUUAUUGAACCUACAAAAGCAAAGUGUGAAAAGAUUCAAGGCUUUAGGCAUUGGGAUACUCUAUAACUGUUCUUCUGGCUGAAUGUAUAGCACUACAGAAAAUACAACACACAGUUGCAGCAUCAACCUAUUUUGUUUGAUAUGCAAAUGCUGUCAAAUACGGAGAGAAUGUGGCCGUUCUGGUCCUUAAAACCAGCUUCUGAAUGAAGCUGCAGAUUGUAUAAAAUAUUCAGCCGGCUUUCCGUCAUCUUUGCUCUGAAAAUCUGUAGGACUCUCCGCUAAGACCUUGAUGGGUUCCUGCAGAACUCAUUCAGCCGUCAACUCCUAAACCAUGCAGAUUCUAACUGAAAAUUGCUUAAUAUUUCACGCAUGUUUUAGUAGAACAUUCACUUGGAUGCCAGGGAACCUUUGUGUAGGUUCUAGGAACAUCUCACAUUCAAAUCAAUCGGCUUCCCUCAUAGUCUAGAAGAACUGUUUACUGAGAUUCUACUGGAACCUGUGCAGAGACACUAAUGGAUCCUUCACCCAGAUUCUGAUGAACCUUUAUGCAGGCUCUACGUCGGACAUUCAAAUGGAACAGUCAUACAGGUUCUAAUGGAAAUGUCACAUCAUGUUCAAACCAGUAGGAUUCAGCUGGAACAUUCAAUCUAUUGGAAAUUUCAUUCAUGGGAAUUCGUGGAAAGUUCAGUCGAUCAGUGGACCAUUUGCUCAUGUGAUAAUGGAACUGCCAGUCAGAUUGUCAUAGAAAGGAUCACCCAGAUUCUCGUGGGACUGUUUACUGCUAAUCUAAAGGAAUCUCUACUAGGUUUCCAAUGCAGCCUUCACUCGAGUGCACUCAGAAUUUCAUGGAGCCUUCACUUAGAACCAACAACCUUCAGGUACCGCAGAAAACCCUCAGCAAUCUGUUCAGUUCACCAUGCCGUAGAGUCUCUCUCCACCACGUCUGCCACACCACAAUAAACCUCACUCUUACAGGACUGCUGAAAAUAAGGAGGCAAUAUAGAUCAACUUGAUAAUCAUUUUAUUUAUUUAUACUUGUUUAAAAAAUGAGCAAAAAUGAUGUUUGUUUCAUCGUAAUACUCUCUCUUGGACUACUGAGCAGCUCUGCCUACAUGUCUUUCAUGUAUAUAAUGUAUUAUAUAUUUAAAGCAGGGAGCAUUGUUCUUAUGUCUACCAUCAUGUGGACAAGUUGGUAUUGAUCAAGCAUCUCAGAGUAGUACACAUUAGUAAAUAGUGAAAAAUAUUCUAAAUCAGCAUUCCUGCUACUUAGACCUGGGCCACUGUCAGGUGGGGGCAACCAGCACAUCUGUCCCCAUAUAAGGGUGCCCAAACGGGUAUGCAGAAUUAUCAAAUAUUCAUGUUAUGUUGUCAGUGAUUUUGUUUGAGUUUGGUACAAGACCUAGAAAUAUUUUCAGCGGCCCUGAAUGAGACAGCAAUAAAUACUCUGUUGUCUCUAAAAGCCGAAGGAGUGUGCACAGGGAUUGAUAUAGGAACUUCUGGUAUGGUUUAAAUGUAUACGAUGAUGUCAAUGAUCAAGCCCUUGCUUUACUUCUCUUUGGUAUGAUAUAUUAUACAUUGCUACUCAGUGCUUUAUUGCUAAAACUUGACCCUUUUCACCGUUGUGUUCACCUGAGCAGGAGCUGAGUUCUGACAGUAUAUAUUAUCCUCUUUGCAGAUGACAUGCUAAUAUUUUUCUUGGUUAUACACAGUGUACUGCUGGUGCUGUGGCGUAAGAGUGGAAACAAAAUGAGAUUGUAAAGCUAGUUUUAUAAGAAGUGGUAUCACUUGACUGUAUGAAAAGCAUAGAAAAGCACAGAAGAAGAAUGUAAGGUUUUAAAGGGGUAUUUCACUUUUUUAGAGGAUACGUUUCGCUUUUAAACACUCAAACCUCCCUCUGACUUCGAGAGGAAUCAAAGUAAAUUGGCGGAAGAAAGCCAACUCACUUGUGACGUUUAAGCUCUUCCGCCUGCUGAUCAAGAUCAUACUUCUUGACUGGUUUCAUAAAAGAAUGUGAGUGGGGAAUGGUCACAAUUGUGAUUCUUAUAUGGGUAUGUGUUUUUAAAAGUCGAAAUGUUCUACCAGAGUGAAAGUUUGCUUGAAGGAUAAACAUCUGCAUAGUUUCUUUAGUCUACAAUUAUCAAUUUGGUGGUCAAUAUACUAUAUUGUAGUUUAAAUGGUUGCAAAUGAGCUAUUUGGCAACAUCUGUGGUUUUGUACUGUUUUUUAAGCCACAAUUUACUUUUUUUAUUCAAGCAGGUCUUAUUCAUGUCUUCAAAAAUGCAACCAACUUUUUGGCAGUAAAACAUAUGUAUGGUAUGUAGACUAUUGUGGUUAUGCAGAUCUUUAAUUUAGCGGGGGAAUGCAUCAAUAAUAUGGUGCAAUGUUUAUAUUAGACAGUAUAAGGCAUGUACAGUGAAAGUAAUUGUGCUGGGAGGUCUCCUUAGUCAUAUGAAUACCACAGGCGUUUGAUGAAGUUGUCACAGUGUUUUGAUCCCACCCAAAUUUUAUGGUAUUGGCUUUUUACAACCACCCUUUUCAACUUAAUUUUCAACUUAAAACCUAUGCCUGGGGCAUGAACAAUUGGUGAAUAGUACACCCUUAUAAGUGCCUCUCAUCUUUCGAGCACCGUUUUUCCUCCCCCGCCAAAAUGCUAUGCCCCAAUUGUGCCCCAACUUUCUAUGUAUUUACUUUUUGCCAACAAUAUCUACAGGCAAUAAGAAGAAUGUCAGACAAUGUGUAUGUUGGAACUAAUUUAAUUUGCACUUUAUGAGAAAUCUUGUGCCCUUUUUUGUUUGACUAAAAAUGUCUGACUGACUUUUUAGUGUCAAAGUUUUUCUUAAUGAUUUACUAUAUAAAAUUACUAUAAUUACUGUGUUCCCUUACGCUGAUUAUAUCACGUCAUAUUCUCAAUGCUUCCCAUAGUGUACAAUUUGACAGUUAAGCACAAAGCAUUGGUAAUAUUUUUUAAAAACAAAUCAAAGCUAUAUAUAUAUAUAUGGAAAACUAAAGCAUCAUUGAUGUAGAGCACCAUUUUCUUGUGUACGGCACAACGAUACACCUUCAAAACGUAAGCACAGGGUUUAACAGAAAACAGCGAGCGGAUGAUAUGACUUUGCAUAAACGUCAAUAGCACUAGCCCUUGAUGUCAACAAACUUCUGCCAGACAUUUUGUCUGAGAGCUUAGCAUUAACACUGCUAAGUACAAAAGUGUGAAAGCAGGUAUUGAUUUGUUGUCAUUGCAAACAACAAUACAUAUACAGGUUAGUUGAAAGGUGUUGCUGCGCAAAGCAUCUUCAUUAAUUUAGAUGAUUUAUUCUCAGCACUUUUGCAAUGGCAUGAUUUUAUCCUGGCCGUCUCUUGUUAAGCAAUUCUCAUUUAGCAGAAAGAAACAAAGCACAGCAAACCAGCAGUAAAGAUUUAUUGAUGUGUUGUUACUCUACAAUGACUGUCAGCUGGAACUCCAUCAACCAUGCAGUGAAGUGUUAUGCAGGAGCCAAUUUUUUACUGUCAAAUUACAUUGCGUAACACGUUUGAUUUAACAUCUGAAUAAACAACUUUGUUGUUUGAAAUUGACUUUCACAAGAGGGUAAUCUAAUGUUUUCACAUCAAUAUACACAUAAAUUUCCAUAACAAGUUCUUUCGCAUUCGUACACAUUGGAGUUUGUUGGAAUUGGCUCCGUAAUAAAAGCACUGCAUAAACCAUUAGAUAGGAGGUUUGACUGAAUUCUAGCAAAUGUACAAAAGCAAUACCUGAUAUUAAUAGCAAAAAAUAAAACAUAUUUGCAUACACAAAUGCGUGGGGAUAUAACAACCAUACAAGGUUGCACUGACAUCUGACUGGUUUCAAGACACCUUAUAAUGAUGAAAAAUAUAGUGUUAAUGUCUUUAAAAACCUCAGAAAUAAAGCAGAGAAGUGGGCGGGGUUAUUUCUGGGCCACAGUUAUGGUAGUAACAUGUUUUCCUUAGACAAUACAUGACUGUUUUUGACAAGCUGUUUAAGCAUUUCCAACACUUGUACAGUGUGACAUUUCUUUCAGGCAAUGAACAACUGUGCAGAUGAAAAGUCAACGGCACAGGACUGUGUACAUCAAGAGUCUUGUUUCUGGUUGCAAGGAUGUUUGGAAUAAGCUUUAACUCAUUUCACAUCUCUAGCGGACAUCUUUGUCAUGACUACAGCCAUUGACAAUCCACAUUGUUGGGAAAAGUGUGUUGAGUAACAUUGAGAUUUGUGCUAAAAGUAAACUUUUGAGUGCAAAUUUACAGUGUGAAACAUAAUGGCCCCUCCCACUUGACUACUGUAUAGUUAACUUCUCAGGAAGUGGAAAAUAGGUAUUGGGUCAUGGAUAUGAGGUCUUGGGGGAAAAAAUGUGCAGCUUUCACUCAAAGUAUCAAGAUAUAAAAGCAGGUAUGCGAUUAUUAGGUUAUCCCCAGGUCAAAGACAACGAUGAUGUUAUCAGUAACUCACACAUAAGGUUUUAAACAACUGAAUAACUGUUUUGUGAUUCUUUGAAAGCACAGUAAAGAUACUAUUGAUGUGCUAUUGGUUUGUCUUUGAGACUGUCAUGUAUUAUGUUUGUGUUGAUGUUUUUGUAGUGUGUUAUCAAAUUCUAUAUUUUUGCAAUAAAACUUUUAAAAAAUCAA